Messenger RNA from Oncorhynchus mykiss (rainbow trout), 6875 nucleotides. RefSeq names its product E3 ubiquitin-protein ligase MID2. Gene Ontology annotation, molecular function: microtubule binding; zinc ion binding. Lineage: Eukaryota; Metazoa; Chordata; Actinopteri; Salmoniformes; Salmonidae. Gene Ontology annotation, biological process: protein localization to microtubule. Gene Ontology annotation, cellular component: microtubule. The record is from RefSeq and is a predicted model, not a curated record.
UACAAUGGAUCUCUCUACUGCCCAGUGUGGCUAGAGCAGUCCGCCUGCCUGCGCUGCGCUGCGCUUGUGGAACCCGAUUUGUUUCUUUGGCUUUUCGCAUUGUAUUGGUAGGAGGAGCUGCUUUCCUGUGAUUGUCUGCCUCUUCUCUCUCUUAGCAGGUUUCUCAUUUUUCCAAAGUUAAAUAUUCAAGUCUGUGAGCUCUCACAGACGGUGGGUGCCUGCGCCGCCGGCGAGGUUUUGCCGUUGCUUGCGUCGAAAGCGAACGGAACAGAACAGAACAGAACGGAGCGACGCUGUUUGUGUCACAUAACCGAGGUUCUUCCACUUGUGUUCGAUCCAAGUGUUUCUUAACUUCGAUUUCGACUGCUUUCAAGAUGACAGAAGAAAAGAAUGUUGGGCAUAUAAAGCUGGUGAUUGACCAGCUUCGGUGGGAUUUGAUGUCGCCUCUAGAUUGGUUCUGCUGAAGAUGGAAACACUGGAGUCUGAGCUCACCUGCCCAAUCUGCCUGGAGCUGUUUGAAGAUCCCCUGCUCUUACCCUGCGCCCACAGCCUGUGUUUCAACUGCGCCCACCGUAUCCUAGUCUCCCACUGCUCGUCCAACAAACCUCUAGAGUCCAUCUCCGCCUUCCAGUGCCCCACCUGCCGUUACGUCAUCACGCUGAACCACCGCGGCCUGGAGGGCCUGAAGCGCAAUGUGACCCUGCAGAACAUCAUCCACCGUUUCCAGAAGGCCUCCGUCAGCGGCCCUAACUCCCCCAGUGAGAGCCGUCGUGCCCCAGGUCUCUCCGGAGGCCACAGGCCCUAUAGCAGCAGCGGAGGAGGAAGCUCCGGCAGCCACAGCGCCCGCUCCAGCCCGGCCCAGCCCUCCUCUCAUCAGCACACCGCCACCAUGUCUCUGGAGCACCGUAUCAGCUGCCAGUUCUGUGAGCAGGACCCGCCUCGCGAGGCAGUCAAGACGUGCGUGACCUGCGAGGUGUCGUACUGUGACAGGUGUCUACGUGCCACGCACCCCAAUAAGAAGCCGUUUACCAGUCACCGGUUGGUGGAGCCGGUGCAUGACGCCCACCUGAGAGGCCUCACCUGUCUGGAGCAUGAGAAUGAGAAGGUUAAUAUGUACUGCAUCGUGGAUGACCAGCUGAUAUGUGCCCUGUGUAAGCUGGUGGGACGACACAGAGAACAUCAAGUCUCCUCUUUCAGCGAACGCUUCGACAAACUCAAGGCUUUUCAAGUGAGUCCUGGCAGAGUAUCUGACGCGGUAUUGGAGGCAUCAAAGACAAGCGCUGCGCAAACCCUGGAGAACAACCUCACCAACCUGGUGAAGAGAAACAGUGAGCUGGAGAACCAGAUGGCCAAACUCAUCCAGAUCUGUCAGCAGGUUGAGGUGAACACAGCGAUGCACGAGGCCAAGCUAGUGGAGGAGUGUGAUGAGCUUGUAGAGAUCAUACGCCAGAGGAAACAGAUCAUCGCUGUCAAGAUCAAGGAGUCCAAGGUGAUGAAGCUGCGCAAACUGGCCCAGCAGAUGGCUAACUGCAGACAGUGUCUGGAACGUUCCGGAGCCCUCAUCACCCAGGCAGAACACAGCCUGAAGGAGAACGACCACGCUCGCUUCCUACAGACCGCCAGGAACGUGGCCGAGAGGGUUGCCAUGGCCACGGCCUCAUCCCAGGUGCUGAUUCCAGAUGUGAACCUGAACGAAGCCUUUGAUAACUUUGCCCUGGACUUUUCCCGAGAGAAGAAGAUCCUAGAGGGACUGGACUACCUGACAGCUCCCAGUCCUCCCUCCAUACGUGAUGAGCUGUGUACUGCCUCCCACGACACCAUCACAGUUCACUGGACGUCUGAGGACGAGUUCAGCGUCACCUCCUAUGAACUGCAGUACACCAUCUACACCGGCCAGACCAACUUCAUCAGUCUGUAUAACAGUGUGGACAGUUGGAUGAUUGUCCCCAACAUCAAGCAGAACCACUACACGGUGCACGGCCUGCAGAGUGGAACACGUUAUGUCUUCUUUGUCAAGGCCAUCAACCAGGCAGGCAGCCGCAACAGUGAACCAGCCCGCCUCAAAACCAACAGUCAGCCUUUUAAGCUUGACCCGAAGACGGCCCACAAGAAGCUGCGUCUGUCCAACGACUGCCUGACCAUGGAGAAAGAUGAGAGCUCCCUGAAGAAGAGCCACACUCCAGAACGCUUCAGCAGCACGGGGUCAUACGGAGCCGCGGGAUCCGUCUUCAUCGACAGCGGCUGUCACUACUGGGAGGUGUUGCUGGGCGCCUCCACCUGGUACGCUGUGGGCGUGGCUUACAAGUCAGCCCCUAAGAACGAGUGGAGUGGAAAGAACUCAUCCUCCUGGGUGUUGUCCCGCUGUAACAACAACUUCAUGGUGCGUCACAAUGGCAAGGAGAUGCUGGUGGAGGCCAGCCACCAGCUCAGACGUCUGGGAGUCCUUCUGGACUACGACAACAACUCCCUGUCCUUCUACGACGCCAUGAACUCCCAACACCUGCACACCUUCGAGGUCAGCUUCCUGCUCCCCGUGGCGCCCACCUUCAUGAUCUGGAACAAGUCGGUGAUGAUCCUGUCGGGGCUUCCUGUGCCGGACUUUGUGGACUGCCCUGAGGAACACCAGGAGGGGAUGAUGACCCUGUGUCGUCAGCAGGAUUCACCCUACGUGUCGGGUAUGAAGGGCUGUCACUGAGUCCGGGACUGGGGUGACUCCCAGUCCCGGAGACCGACAAGGGCUUGGACUGGACUCUGAACUGGGCUGGGCUAGACUCACUUACUUCCUGGGUUUGUGGGCCAAUGGGGUUGAAUCUUUCUUCUCCUCCUCUUCCUCCUUUUACCCAGCUUUCCUCUUUUCUCUUCAUGGAUGGUCUGUUACAUUACCUACUACUUGUCUCAGUGUGAGGAUGUGUGUUGUUGUUUAUGAUAUUUACAAAUCAACACAGAAGCUUGACUUGCAUUAUGUGACUACUAGUCUUGUAUUAUAAGAAACUUUAUUGAUCAUGAUUGAUUUGAGGAAAACAUGUUAAUUAUUUAUGAAUAAUAAGUUGGUUUGCUUUUAUUUUCUUCUCAAUCUCAAUGUAUUCAUGGGACACUUUUUGGAUGGGUCUUUAUUUCCUCUGUGUUUAAAAAAAGACAGAACAUGUAUUUGGACAUGGUUGUUCUUGCUCUAGAUAGCAUAGUGGAUUUAUCUUCUAUAGAAAUGGGUUAAGAUUAUGACGUUUAUGCGAUUUUUAACACAGUGAAAGUAACAAAACUGACGAAUUACGAUAAAAAUUACGAAAGUUGAAUAUUCAGGGAGGGAAGAGAGGGUUAUAACAUUCGAUUUGCUAUCGGUUUUGAUGUCAUAGCAUGAUGUGUAUUUCCUCUGUGAUUAAUUCACACUUCAUGUUUUGUUUACUUCUGUUUUGCUGUGAUAAAAGCAUGCUGCGUUAUAGGAUCCCACUUCGCUGCCCUUCACUGGUUCACUUCCAGGUUACCAUGAGGUAUUUAUUGACUCCUGGCCUAUAGAAUUCCUCACUGGUUCACUUCCAGGUUACCAUGAGGUAUUUCUUGACUCCUGACCUAUAGAAUUCCUCACUGGUUCACUUCCAGGUUACCAUGAGGUAAUUCUUGACCCCUGACCUAUAGAAUUCCUCACUGGUUCACUUCCAGGUUACCAUGAGGUAAUUAUUGACUCCUGACCUAUAGAAUUCCUCACUGGUUCACUUCCAGGUUACCAUGAGGUAAUUAUUGACUCCUGACCUAUAGAAUUCCUCACUGGUUCACUUCCAGGUUACCAUGAGGUAAUUAUUGACUCCUGACUUAUAUAAUUCCUCACUGGUUCACUUCCAGGUUACCAUGAGGUAAUUCUUGACUCCUGACCAAUAGAAUUCCUCACAGUCACCGCGGAGCUCCACCCCCUCCCCUCACAUCCAAUCCUUGGUCGAGGUUUUACCUAUUCCAAAAGGGGUGUGUUGUUAUUAUCCGCUGUCCCAAGACAAUGUAAAUCUGUAAUUUGUCUACCAGUUACCAUCCCGAUAUCCUAUCUCUCAUAGAAACCAUCAGAUUUCUAUUCAAGAAAAAUCACAAAACAUUUCACCGGAUAUGGUUAAGAUUCCACAGAGAAGACCUUGUAGGUCUAUGACAUCAUCAUCAUUAAAAAAAAAGCAUUACAUCAUCAAAUACUUAUUAUUUAUUUGGGCUUUUUUGUUGUUGUUGUUUAUGGCUUUGGUGGUGUGGACUAUGAUUUUUAAUGAUUUUCCUCUGAUUUAAUAUUCAGGGAUUGAAUACGUAGUGGGUCUGAUCAAGACAAUCAAUAGUAUAUUUAUUAUGCAGAGAAAACAUAAGUAGUGUGUAGCUGAAAAAACCACUGAACUAGCAUGAUGUAAUACUUUAGAUACUAAACUGUUAACUUACUGAAAACCAACGGAUGCUUUAUUUUUGUCAUGGAAUUAAACGCAGUAGUGAAGACAUUGGGAACAGACGGAGUCGUACCUCCGACGACGCCACCGUCCCGAUGCCGGUGGUUCAAUCUCUCACCACAUAGCAAGGUAUUUAGGAUGUGUCCCAAAUGGCACCCUAUUCCCUAUAUAGUGCACUACUUUUGAAUGUUUAAAAAAAAUGAUGCACUAUGUAGGGAAUAGGGUGUCAUUUAAGACAGAUUUAGUUUUCCAUGCUAAAUGUCAUAUUUCCUGGGUUUUUUUUUAAGUUCCUGUUUUUAAUUUGAAAGCACAAACUUUAACCAUCAGGCAGAUUUGUCUUUGGCACCGUGAAAGUGGGAGAUAGAGAGACAGACAUAUGAAUGGAUCUGUGACUACCUGGUCCGUCCUCAAGCUUCUUCAAAGAAACAAUAGCUACUUUAAAGCUGGAGUGAGUCUUGAGUUCCAUGAUGGACCCAGCAGAACACAGUGGGUUCAAUAAUAAGAUGAGAAUGGUGAGUUCCAUUAUGGACCUAACAGAACACAGUGGGUUCAAUAAUAAGAUGAGAAUGGUGAGUUCCAUUAUGGACCUAACAGAACACAGUGGGGUCAAUAAUAAGAUGAGAAUGGUGAGUUCCAUUAUGGACCUAACAGAACACAGUGGGUUCAAUAAUAAGAUGAGAAUGGUGAGUUCCAUUAUGGACCUAACAGAACACAGUGGGUUCAAUAAUAAGAUGAGAAUGGUGAGUUCCCUUAUGGACCUAACAGAACACAGUGGGUUCAAUAAUAAGAUGAGAAUGGUGAGUUCCAUUAUGGACCUAACAGAACACAGUGAGUUCAAUAAUAAGAUGAGAAGGGUGAGUUCCAUUAUGGACCUAACAGAACACAGUGGGUUCAAUAAUAAGAUGAUAAUGGUGAGUUCCAUUAUGGACCUAACAGAACACAGUGGGUUCAAUAAUAAGAUGAGAAUGGUGAGUUCCAUUAUGGACCUAACAGAAUACAGUGGGGUCAAUAAUAAGAUGAGAAUGGUGAGUUCCAUUAUGGACCUAACAGAACACACCAGUUCAAGCCGAUGAGAAUGGUGAGUUCCAUUAUGGACCUAACAGAACACCAGUUCAAGCCGAUGAGAAUGGUUCCAUUGAAAGAGAUAGCUGAAUACUGGACUCAAGAGGUCAGAGGUUUUUUAAAUAACACUGCUUUGAUUAUAACAGGUGGUAACACUUCACUGUAGACCCCCGUACGUUUACAUUCAUAAAGCCUUUAUAACAGCUACAUAAGACAACAUCAGUUAAAUGCUGUUAUUAAGGGUUAUAUCAGUGCUGACUGAAGGGGAGGUGUUUGUGUUUGUGUUUUCAAUUUUCUUUUUUUAGUCUAGCAGCAGAUUUGUGAAUGUUAGCCCUUACAACAACAAAAAAAAGAUUGCAGUUUUAAAACUGCAGUAAAAGUGUAGUAACUACAGUCGACUGUGGUGUUUUGGAAGUGGUGAUUGCAGAAUAACUGCAGUGUUCUGCACUCUAACUGCAGUUACACUGCAAAAUUACUACAGUAAAAAAAAAAAGUUUUUUAAUUUUGGACGCAGUAUUUUGCAACGUACUGCAGAUAUACUGAAUUCUAACUACGGUUAUACUACAGUGUACUGCAGAUAUACUGCAUUCUAACUACGGUUAUACUACAGAUAUACUGCAUUCUAACUACGGUUGUACUACAGAUAUACUACAUUCUAACUACGGUUAUACUACAGUGUACUGCAGAUAUACUGCAUUCUAACUAUGGUUAUACUACAGUGUACUAAAUAUAUACUGCAUUCUAACUAUGGUUAUACUACAGUGUACUGCAGAUAUACUGCAUUCUAAAUACGGUUAUACUACAGUGUACUGCAGUUAUACUGCAUUCUAACUAUGGUUAUACUACAGUGUACUGCAGUUAUACUACAUUCUAACUACGGUUAUACUACAGUGUACUGCAGUUAUACUACAUUCUAACUACGGUUAUACUACAGUGUACUGCAGAUAUACUACAUUCUAACUACGUUAUACUACAGUGUACUACAGUUAUACUAGUGUACUGCAGUUAUACUACAGUUAUACUACAGUGUACUACAGUUAUACUACAGUUAUACUGCACUGACUGCAAUCUUGUUUUGUAAGGGUCCUUUCUUGAAUUAUCAGAAAGAUGAUCAAUUUGAAGAAAACAUCAGAGGUGAAAACUGUGGCUGCUGAUUUCUGGGCUGAACUGACAAGAUACAUUUAUUUUGUACAAGAAGUGCAUUUGACUGGGUCACCUACCUACCGUAUGCAUGCCUUGGUUCACACAGUCUGUGUAUCUCAUGAUGGUUUUUAUAGAAACAGAUUCAUCACAAAAUGUCCAUUUGAAAUAGACAAAUUUAUUGAGACAUCUGUGUUCAUGCAUCUCAUUCAGGUAGUGUUGCUGUGCUUUGUGCUACUACUACCGGAUCAAUAAACAUACCGAGAAUAA